AUGAGCGCAUUUAAAUUCGACGAGUUUGUGGAAAGUCCUUCAUUAGAGGCUAUUGAGGAUUGUGACGUAAAGAAAGCCGACUGGGUUCAGUUAGCUCGACAUUUUGAAAUAACAAUUCGAGCAGCGUGGCGCAAGAGUGAAAUUAAGAAAGCGGUUAUUACUCAUUUAGUAUCAUCUGGCUUGCUUGAGGAUAACGCAUUGAUGUUGUGUGAUCCUGAAGAUAAGAGUUUACGGGUAAUGGAGAUUGAGUUGGAGAGAGAGAAGUUAAAAGACAGAGAAAGAGAGCGAAAUUUUCAGUUGCAAUUAAUGGAAAGGAAAAGGGAAUUGCAGAUGCAGGAGCAUGAUUUUGAUCUCUCGAAAGUAAUUAAGUUCGUCCCAAAUUUUGACGAGUCUGAUCCUGAGGAAUAUUUCGGACAGUUUGAGCACGUGGCAGCCACUCUGAAGUGGCCACGCGACUACUGGCCCAUACUUAUUCAGUCGAGUCUAAAAGGGAAGGGUCGUUCUGUCUAUCUCUCUCUGGCUGGAUCGCAUCAGUCCGAUUAUGACACCAUGAAGGAUGCGAUUCUUAAAGCGUAUCAGUUGAGUGCUGAGUUUUAUAGAAACCGAUUUCGGAAUUGUGUCAAAGAUAAUAACCAGUCAUUUGUAGAGUAUAUGCACAAGAUUUCUAAACUGCAAACUCGUUGGUUAUCUGCAAGCAAUGUUAGUGAUUAUGAAAGAUUAAAAGAACUUAUGCUGUUGGAACAAUUCAUAAGGGGAGUGUCGCCAGAAGUUCGCAUGUACCUGCUGGAGCGUGAAGUUAACACCGUUGAGAGAGCAGCUUUGUUAGCUGAGAAUUUUAAUCUGAUUUCUAAAAGUAAAGUAAAUAUAAAUAAAUACUCUCACCCCUCCGCUUUCGCUCCGUCUGUGGAUGGUAAGUCUGUUGGGCGGGAUAGCAUGAAUUCUGAUUUUGUGGCAAAGAGAAGUAGCUAUGGUAAAGGUACGGGUUCAGGAUGGUCGUCUGGAUGUUUUUACUGUAAGAAAAUCGACCAUAUUAAGGCAAAUUGUCCCAAGUUAGUGAGGAAGGGACAAGUUUCAGAGCCUAAACCUGUAGCUAAUUAUACCUUUGUACCAACAGACAAUGUCCAGGAUCUGCCGCAGCGUCCCUCGGUUGAUGAUCAUGAUUCAUUUCAUCCUUUCAUCUUUUCUGGUUCCGUGGCCUUAGAUGAAGCUGGUUCUUCUGUCCCUGUGUCUGUAUUUCGUGAUACUGGUGCUUCACACAGUGUCAUUUUGAAGGAGGCAGUUCCUUUUGUGGAAAAGGCAUACACUGGGAAAUUCGUAGUAGUGGAAGGUUUUGGAGGGUGUGUUACAGUGCCCCUAUGUAAGUUGUAUCUAAGGACGGAUUUGGUGAGUGGAUCUGUUGUAGUUGGUGUUCAUGACUCAUUGCCUAUUAAGGGUGUAUCGUUUCUAAUGGGGAAUGAUAUUGCGGGGAUUCGAGUUCUGCCUGAUCCUGUUGUUUGUCCAUCCCCAGUUGCUUAUGAUCCUGCUGUAGAUGUUGCAAGAAAUAAUCCAGGACUUUUUCCAGCAUGUGCUGUAACGAGAAGCCAGGCGAAGAAGUUACCAAGGCUUUCUGCUGGAGAUGUUAGGCAGGAUGAUCUUAGUCUGGAUUGUCUAUUUGGUGGUGGUGAAGCUGCUGUUGAGGUAAAUGGUGGUGAAGCUUCUGUUGAGGUAAAUGGUGAUGAGGCUGUUGAGGUAAAUAGUAUUGAAGUUUCUACUGAGAAAAUUGAUGAUAUUGGGGAAGUAGUUAACAUUGAUGAGAUUCCUAUAACAAGCAGGAUGUUAAUUGAAGCUCAGAAAUCUGACGAAUCCCUAAUGCCACUACGUAAUGCAGCCAUGUCAAAAUCAGAAAUUCAGUCACUGUCAUCUGGGUAUUAUCUAAAUACUGGGAUAUUGAUGAGGAAAUAUAGACCCCCUGAAGUACCAGCAACCGAUUCGUGGAAUGAAGUUUUUCAAGUGGUGGUACCAACUUGCUAUCGAUCUAAAGUUAUUGGUUUGGCUCACGACUUAGGUGGAGGCCACUUGGGUAUCAAGAAGACACUUGAUAAGGUCAUCAGAUAUUUCUACUGGCCAGGUGUUAAGUCAGAUGUAACGAGAUACUGCAGAACUUGUGACAUAUGUCAAAGGGUUGGUAAACCUAACCAAGUUAUUCCACCUGCACCUCUUAAGCCUAUUCCUGCAUUUGAGGAACCGUUUUCAAGGGUAAUCAUUGAUUGUGUUGGACCUCUUCCUAAAACAAAGAGCGGAAAUAGGUUUUUGCUUACUCUCAUGUGUGCUAGUACUAGAUAUCCUGAAGCAAUUCCUUUAAAACGAGCUACAUCUCGUACUAUUGUCCCAGUCUUGAUCAAUUUUUUUACACAAUAUGGUAUGCCACGUGUAUUACAGUCAGAUCAGGGAAGCAAUUUUUGGUCAGUAAUGUUUCAGGAAGUAAUGAAAUUAUUACACAUUAAGCAGUAUAGUGCCACAGCUUAUCGGCCACAGACGCAAGGUGCCCUUGAAAGGUACCAUCAGACACUUAAGAGUAUGCUCACGAAGUAUUGUCAGGAAACAGGUAAUGAAUGGGAUCUAGGAGUGCCUUUAAUGCUGUAUGCUAUAAGAUGUACUAAGCAGGAGAGCCUAGGGUUUUCACCAUAUGAAUUGCUUUUUGGGAGAGACAUCCGCGGACCCAUGAAAUUGUUGUAUGAAAGCUGGAUAGGUAUGGAAAAUUCAGUGUGUCUAAGUGAUUAUGUGGAAAAAAUGAAAACCAGGUUGCAACAUCUUCAAAAAUUUGCUCAUGAGAAUCUAGAAAGUGCACAGUGGUCAAUGAAGGAAAUAUAUGACAGGAAGGCAGCUGAACGAGAAUUUGCUGUCGGGGAAAAAGUGCUACUGUUUUUACCUGUUAGAAAACAACCAUUAACUGCUAAAUAUCAGGGACCUUUCAAAGUACUGGAGAAAAUUAAUGACAUUAAUUAUAUAAUUGCUACUCCAGGUCGCAGGAAAAAGAAAAAGGUAGUUCACAUCAACCUCCUUAAGAAAUAUCAUUCGCGCAGACCAGAUGCUGUGACUGCUUUGUGUGUGAUCUCUGGUCCUGAGGAGCGGGGAGAUACUACUAUUUCAAAUGAGAUGGAAAGUGAAUUUGUUGUAGGCGAUGUUGGGUUCAAAUUGCAAAACAGUGACAUCUUGAAAAAUCCAGCCUCUAAAUUUUCUCAUUUACCCCACGAACAGCAACAAGAUAUCUUGUGUGUACUCCAGGAAUUUAGUGAUGUUCUUGGAGAUGUGCCACGACAGACGCAUCUGGUGACUCAUGACGUGAAGCUGGUAGACGGGGCUAUCCCUGUCAAACAAGCACCGUAUAGAAUGUCUCCUUAUAAGGAAAAAAUUAUGGAAGAGGAGGUAAGCUUUCUGCUCAAAAAUGGUCUUGCUGAACUUAGUGAGAGCGAGUGGGCAUCACCCUGUGCACUCGUGCCAAAAUCUAAGGGUUGGAGAAUGGUGACAGACUAUAGAAGGGUCAAUGAGCUCACAAAAGGGGAUUGUUAUCCUUUACCUAGAAUAUUGGAUAUAAUAGAUUCCAUUGGGGAGUCAAAGUUUAUUACUGUACUCGAUUUACUGAAGGGCUAUUAUCAGGUACCCUUGUCACCUGAAGCGAGGCAGAUAACAGCAUUUGUGACACCUAAUGGACUUUACAACUACUGUGUGCUUCCUUUUGGCUUAAAGAAUGCGCCUAGCUCAUUUCAGCGACUGACGGGUUCAAUAAUACGUGGACUCAAAGGGGUAAAGGUAUACAUUGAUGACCUUGUAGUUUACAGCAGUAAAUGGGAGGACCAUGUGGCAACAUUGCGAUCCCUCUUUGAACGUCUGCAAGAUGCUGGGCUCACUGUUAAUUUAGUCAAGAGUGAGUUUGCACAAGCUAAGGUGAGGUAUCUCGGCCACGAGGUUGGAGGAGGAGAGGUUGCUCCAGUUAAAGCCAAGGUAGAAGCUAUCAAUGAGUUACCUGUACCUAAGAAUAAAAGAGCAAUUCAAAGAUUCAUUGGUAUGGCUGGGUACUAUCGUAGAUUUUGCCCGAACUUUGCUGACGUAGCCAAACCCUUAACAGAUCUUUUGAGUCCAAAGCAAGAAUUUAAAUGGACGGUUGAAUGUCAGGAGUCUUUCAAGAAGUUAAAGAACUUUCUAACGUGUGAACCUGUGUUGAGGUCUCCAGAUUUUGAUAAACCUUUUACCCUCCAGGUAGAUGCUAGUGACGUGGCUGCAGGAUCAGUAUUGUUGCAGGCAGGGAAAGAUGGGGUUCUGCACCCGGUCUGCUACUCUUCCGCGAAGUUCAAGCCGCACCAAACGCACUACAGCACGGUCGAGAAGGAGGCUGCCGCUCUUCUCAUGGCUCUUGAAAAGUUCGAGGUGUAUUUGAGCUGCACGCCAUACGAGAUCGAAGUCUUUAGUGAUCACAACCCACUUCAGUUUGUGACGAAAAUGAAAAACAAAAACCAACGUCUUACCAGAUGGUACUUAGCGUUGCAACCUUACAAUCUAGUGAUAAAACAUAUCAAGGGUCGUAAUAACAUAAUAGCGGAUAGUCUCUCCAGACCAGUUCUGGGUAUGGGUAGUGACUGCGGAGCGGUGGUGAGACAAGUCUGCGAAAAAUACCACGUAAACAGUAAAGAACUUCCCAGCACUGUAUCCGUUUUCAAGACCAUCACAGAAUCGCACAGACUUCCCCUCCGUUUCCUCAGAAGCAAGGGAAUUAGCAUGGCUCGCGUUGAGUACAUAUAUCUACAUAACCUGCAAGAGACUUUACAAGGCACUUCCUCUGAUGUGCCUUUAGAAAUCGAAAGUAGCUUCCUGGCCCUUACUUAUACGCUAGAGUAUGAUGGUGAUGUUUUGUUACUUAGAAAUCCAGUUACAAAGUCUGGUCAGUAA
Molecule: messenger RNA, 4923 nt
Organism: Penaeus indicus
Lineage: Eukaryota; Metazoa; Arthropoda; Malacostraca; Decapoda; Penaeidae
Exons: 5
Coding region: 1-4923 (1640 amino acids)
Biological process (GO): proteolysis; DNA integration
Molecular function (GO): aspartic-type endopeptidase activity; nucleic acid binding; zinc ion binding
Source: RefSeq, a predicted model, not a curated record